Molecule: messenger RNA, 1344 nt
Organism: Peronospora belbahrii
Lineage: Eukaryota; Oomycota; Peronosporomycetes; Peronosporales; Peronosporaceae
Source: the annotation of a GenBank genome assembly
AUGGCGUUCAUUGCUGGAAAGGGUGAUCGAGUGUGGAUGUUGAAAGAGGUAGAGGCCAAUGUGGCGGCCACCCGCAAAGGGAGGUUUUCUGGGAUCCAGCGUUCAUACUGGGCGGUGUCAUACACAGAUGCACACACGCAGUUGACGAGACGCAAGAGAUGUGGCAGUAAGGAGAUUGCCACAACAGGAAGAAAAACGGUUGGUAGAAGCUUUGGUGUAGGAAUGGCGUUCAUUGCUGGAAAGGGUGAUCGAGUGUGGAUGUUGAAAGAGGUAGAGGCCAAUGUGGCGGCCACCCGCAAAGGGAGGUUUUCUGGGAUCCAGCGUUCAUACUGGGCGGUGUCUUACACAGAUGCACACACGCAGUUGACGAGACGCAAGAGAUGUGGCAGUAAGGAGAUUGUCACAACAGGAAGAAAAACGGUUGGUAGAAGCUUUGGUGUAGGAAUGGCGUUCAUUGCUGGAAAGGGUGAUCGAGUGUGGAUGUUGAAAGAGGUAGAGGCCAAUGUGGCGGCCACCCGCAAAGGGAGGUUUUCUGGGAUCCAGCGUUCAUACUGGGCGGUGUCAUACACAGAUGCACACACGCAGUUGACGAGACGCAAGAGAUGUGGCAGUAAGGAGAUUGCCACAACAGGAAGAAAAACGGUUGGUAGAAGCUUUGGUGUAGGAAUGGCGUUCAUUGCUGGAAAGGGUGAUCGAGUGUGGAUGUUGAAAGAGGUAGAGGCCAAUGUGGCGGCCACCCGCAAAGGGAGGUUUUCUGGGAUCCAGCGUUCAUACUGGGCGGUGUCAUACACAGAUGCACACACGCAGUUGACGAGACGCAAGAGAUGUGGCAGUAAGGAGAUUGCCACAACAGGAAGAAAAACGGUUGGUAGAAGCUUUGGUGUAGGAAUGGCGUUCAUUGCUGGAAAGGGUGAUCGAGUGUGGAUGUUGAAAGAGGUAGAGGCCAAUGUUGACGAGACGGUCUUCAGUGUGUUUGAAGAAGCCAAUACAUCCUAUAGUGAGGUGGUAGCAUCUAAGAGGACAAAGAUAAGCUUUGGUGUAGGAAUGGCGUUCAUUGCUGGAAAGGGUGAUCGAGUGUGGAUGUUGAAAGAGGUAGAGGCCAAUGUGGCGGCCACCCGCAAAGGGAGGUUUUCUGGGAUCCAGCGUUCAUACUGGGCGGUGUCAUACACAGAUGCACACACGCAGUUGACGAGACGCAAGAGAUGUGGCAGUAAGGAGAUUGCCACAACAGGAAGAAAAACGGUUGGUAGAAGCUUUGGUGUAGGAAUGGCGUUCAUUGCUGGAAAGGGUGAUCGAGUGUGGAUGUUGAAAGAGGUAGAGGCCAAUGUGUCGUCUAGUGGUUAG